Messenger RNA from Melampsora larici-populina 98AG31, 2225 nucleotides. RefSeq lists its product as uncharacterized. Gene Ontology annotation, biological process: regulation of transcription by RNA polymerase II; chromatin organization. The record is from RefSeq and is a predicted model, not a curated record. The transcript has 7 exons. The coding region runs from base 31 to 2061 and encodes 676 amino acids. Gene Ontology annotation, molecular function: TBP-class protein binding; transcription coregulator activity. Gene Ontology annotation, cellular component: SAGA complex. Lineage: Eukaryota; Fungi; Basidiomycota; Pucciniomycetes; Pucciniales; Melampsoraceae.
AAAAUAUCAACAUCGAAUACUUCUUAACUGAUGUCCUGGGGUGAAGAAGAAGAUCAAGAUGAUUUCAAUGCAAUUCAAGCUGAUCAAGAUGGUGGAGAUGAUGAUGAAAACGCAAUGUCUGUCUCAUCAGCAACUGGAUCGGAUAACAAUAACUCAUCAGGAAAUCAAAAUGAGGAUCAAGAUGAUGAUGAUCAAGAGAAUGCUGAUGGAGAUGAUGACGAUGACGAGGAUGAUGAUGACGAUGACGAUCAAGAAAACGAUGGAAGAGAUGAUGAUGAUGGCCAAGAGAACGAUGAUGAAGACGACGAUGAUGACGAUGAAGAUGAUGAAGAAGGUGGUGAGGGAGAAAACGACGACGAUGACGACGACGAAGAGGAUGAGGAUGAACAAGAACAAGAAGAGAAUCGAUCUAACUCCACCGAUCAAGAUGAUGCUCAACAUCAAAUGGUCAUCGACUCACAAUCUCCAUCAACUCAACAACACCUUCAAGCUUCUCAAAGCUUCAAUACCUCAGGACAAGAUCUAUCACUUCAAUCAUCUUCUCAAUCCCAUCAUCAAUCUUCCUCUACUUCUCUUGAUAUCGAUCCAUCUCAAACCUUUCAUCAAAUCCAACCUUUUGCCGAUUCUUACACUGAUCGAGUCGCUCGUCGACGUCAAAUUGUAACGGCUCCUAGGAAAUUGUUAAAACCACCUGUCAUCGAUCCUUUGGUUUUUAUCCCUCACGGUUGUCCUGUUCAUGCACUUGCUUUACCUCCAUGUGGAUCUCAUCUCUUCUCAGGUGGUCAAGAUGGUUUUAUUCGAAGGAUCGCUAUAUACGAAUCUGUGACUGGUUCGAUGACUGAAAAUUUAACCAUGAGACAAGGUGGACAUGUACCAUUGAUCGAGAAAGAGGGUGAUAAAACUACUAUAUUUCUUACUGGGUAUUGGGAGAAUGAGGAUAACGAACGUGCAGUUCAAUCCAUUCACAAGGUUGGAAAUGAUAAUUCUAGAUCCGCGAAUCGAUGGGGACCUAAGAGCGUAGGAAAUGCUUCAAAAGUCAGUCCGGUCUAUAGUCUAGCCGUUCAAAGCGAAGAACUUUGGGGAUUGAGUGGAACAGAGUCAGGUAAUAUCAAUCUCUUCACGAUUCGACAUGACGAAGGACAAAUUCGACACGUGUUCAAGGGUAUUUCCGGUCAUAGACUUGGUUCAGUGGUUUCGGCUCUUGAGCUUAAUCAUGAUCAAAACAUUGCAUUUAGUGGAGGAUGGGAUGGGAAUGUGUUGGGAUGGGAUCUCAACACAGGUCAAGUUGUCAAUCGAUUCAUAGCUCAUGCUUCUCAAAUCUCAACUGUCACCAUGAGGCCAGAUCAUUCUAGUACGAUAUAUGAUUCCAAGAAUUUCGAUGAAGCAUUAGUCGAGGAAGAUGGGAAUGAUGAUGACUCUCUCUUUGCUGGCUCUGGCUCAGAUGGUUUACCAGAUUCAUCACCGGCACCUGUACCAGAUCCAGUACCUACCCGACCUCGUACACAAGUUCCAUCAGUGACUGAUUCAUCAUUACCAUUAUUAAAUGAAGAUGUACUAUUAACGAGUGGAAUAGAUGGACAAGUAUAUUUAUGGGAUCGAAGGAUCCAACCUGUGAAUGGAAAAGGAUUAGUACGAAAACUAGAUUUACCCAAACAUACUGCACCAUGGACUUCAUCUGUGACAUGGUCAAUCGAUGGACGAUCGAUUUAUGUAGGUAGAAGACAUCAUUCGAUAGAUGUUUAUGAUCUAAGGUUUAAUAAGACAGUACAAAGAACCAUUAGAUUACCUAGUUCGUCUGGACCGAUUAGUUGUGUGAAGAUGUGGCCAGAUGGAAAUUCAUUGGUUUGUGCUUCGUUUGAUAAUGUUAGAUUAUGGAAUUUGAAAUCAGAAGCCAAUGGUGCUAAGAUCCCAUUUCGAAUCAUUCCUGGUAACUCUAGUGGAGUAGUUUCAAGUAUGAGUAUUACUCCUUCACAAAGAUAUUUAAUUACUGCAUCGGGUGAUAGAGGAUGGGAAAAUACAAGUAAUGAAUGUGUUGUGAUUCAUGAAGUUAGAGCCACCUAAGAAAACCAAAUGCAAAGCAAAACGAAACGAAACGAAGAAAAAAGUUAUCAAAUAUAUCAAAAAAAAAAAUCCUGAUCGAAUGGGAUCAUUUUUCAAAAAAAAUUGUAUAUAAAUACGUUAUGUACUUUGUUUUAAAUUAAAAUGGAACUUACAAUAAUUAGAGU